UCUGCGGUAUUCGUUGGCCGAGCUGGGGUGGGGGGGGGGAAAGCGCCGGGCAGGCGGGCGGGCCAGCGGCCUGGUGCAGACAGCGGAUCCCGGGCGGACUGACUCACGGAGUGACGGAGGGUCGCUGAUCCGAGCGUGUCAGCCCCGGCAGAGCGCAGCGCGGGUCCGCCGAGGAUCACCAUGACAUCGCGAAGGUGGUUUCACCCCAAUAUAACUGGAGUGGAAGCAGAGAACUUGCUAUUGACCAGAGGGGUUGAUGGAAGUUUCUUGGCCAGACCAAGCAAGAGCAAUCCAGGUGACUUCACACUUUCAGUGAGACGAAACGGGGCUGUUACGCACAUUAAAAUUCAGAAUACAGGCGAUUACUAUGAUUUGUAUGGCGGGGAGAAGUUUGCUACGCUGGCUGAACUGGUGCAGUACUACAUGGAGCACCAUGGGCAGCUCAAGGAGAAGAAUGGUGACGUCAUUGAACUGAAAUAUCCACUGAACUGUGCGGAUCCUACCUCUGAGAGGUGGUUCCAUGGACACCUCUCAGGAAAAGAGGCAGAGAAGCUGCUGACAGAGAAAGGAAAGCCAGGAAGCUUCCUAGUGCGAGAGAGUCAAAGCCACCCUGGAGAUUUUGUUCUGUCUGUGCGGACUGGGGAUGAUAAAGGGGAAAGCAGUGAGGGGAAACCAAAAGUUACUCACGUAAUGAUCCGAUGCCAGGAUGGAAAAUAUGAUGUUGGUGGAGGAGAAAAGUUUGAUUCCCUGACAGACCUGGUGGAACACUACAAAAAGAACCCAAUGGUGGAGACCCUGGGCACUGUCUUGCAACUCAAACAGCCACUCAAUACAACGCGAAUUAAUGCUGCUGAGAUUGAAAGUCGAGUGAGGGAACUGAGCAAGCCAGCUGAAAUGAUGGACAAGGUGAAGCAAGGAUUCUGGGAAGAAUUUGAGACACUACAGCAGCAGGAGUGCAAGCUUCUUUACAGCCGAAAGGAUGGGCAGCGGCAAGAAAAUAAAAAUAAGAACCGGUACAAGAACAUUCUGCCUUUUGAUCAUACUCGAGUGGUCCUACAUGAUGGAGAUGUGACCGAACCUGGUUCCGAUUACAUCAAUGCUAAUUUCAUUACGCACGACAUUGAGAGCAAUCGAACCACAACAAAGCCAAAGAAGAGUUACAUUGCCACGCAAGGAUGUUUGCAGAACACAGUGAAUGACUUCUGGAGGAUGGUUUUUCAAGAAAACUCGAGAGUAAUUGUCAUGACAACAAAAGAAGUGGAAAGAGGAAAAAGCAAGUGUGUGAAAUACUGGCCAGACGAGAUGUCCUUGAAGGAAUAUGGUGCAAUGCGUGUCAGGAAUGUUCGUGAGAACCCAGCACAUGACUAUAUUUUAAGGGAGCUCAAACUUUCUAAAGUAGGACAGGGGAGCACUGAAAGGACAGUGUGGCAAUAUCACUUCAAAACGUGGCCAGAUCAUGGUGUUCCCAGUGAUCCAGGUGGUGUCCUGGAUUUCCUCGAAGAAGUUAAUAUCAAACAGGAGAAUAUCCCAGAAACUGGGCCAAUCGUUGUCCACUGCAGUGCGGGGAUUGGACGCACAGGGACUUUCAUUGUGAUCGACAUCCUGAUUGACAUUAUCAGAGAGAAAGGUGUGGACUGUGACAUCGAUGUUCCAAAGAGUAUCCAGAUGGUGCGGUCGCAGCGUUCUGGGAUGGUUCAGACAGAGGCUCAGUACAGAUUCAUUUACAUGGCUGUUCAGCACUACAUUGAAACACUGCAGCGUCGGAUCGAGGAGGAGCAGAAAAGCAAGAUAAAGGCCGUGAAUACACAAACAUCAAAUAUUCCUUAUCAGAUCUGACGUGUGGAGGAGAUCAGAGUCCUUUCCCUCCCUGCACACCCAAUCCAGUGUGUACAGAGU
Molecule: messenger RNA, 1896 nt
Organism: Pristis pectinata (smalltooth sawfish)
Lineage: Eukaryota; Metazoa; Chordata; Chondrichthyes; Rhinopristiformes; Pristidae
Gene: ptpn11a
Product: protein tyrosine phosphatase non-receptor type 11a
Exons: 14
Coding region: 181-1836 (551 amino acids)
Biological process (GO): protein dephosphorylation
Molecular function (GO): protein tyrosine phosphatase activity
Source: RefSeq, a predicted model, not a curated record